Molecule: messenger RNA, 3761 nt
Organism: Candoia aspera
Lineage: Eukaryota; Metazoa; Chordata; Lepidosauria; Squamata; Candoiidae
Gene: YIPF4
Product: Yip1 domain family member 4
Exons: 6
Coding region: 156-923 (255 amino acids)
Biological process (GO): endoplasmic reticulum to Golgi vesicle-mediated transport; vesicle fusion with Golgi apparatus
Cellular component (GO): membrane; trans-Golgi network
Source: RefSeq, a predicted model, not a curated record
UCUCAGGUUUGUCGGGCUGAUGCUCAGUCAGCAGGAGGCGGGGAUGAUCUCCGCCUCCGCCUCCCGGGGCUGCUGUUGACGGGCUGCCCGGCGGUUGCGUUCGGCCCUCUCUUGGCUCUCCGGCCGAGCUUUCGAGGCUCUCCGCGAGCGGAGCGAUGCAGCCCCCGGGUCCCGCCAAAGCUUCUCCUCCUCCGCUGCAGCCGCUCUACGCUCCCGGUAACGGCGAUUUCACCUUCGUCUCCUCAGCCGACGCCGAAGAUCUAAGUGGCUCAAUAGCAUCUACAGAUGUGAAGCUCAACCUUGGAGGCGUAAAUGCGGAAUUUAUGAAAGAAUCCACAGCAACUACUUUCCUGAGACAAAGAGGUUAUGGUUGGCUUUUGGAAGUAGAAGAUGAUGACCCUGAAGAUAAUAAACCACUCUUAGAAGAAUUAGACAUUGAUCUGAAGGAUAUAUACUACAAAAUUCGCUGUGUCUUGAUGCCAAUGCCUUCUCUCGGAUUCAACAGACAAGUAGUAAGAGAUAAUCCUGACUUCUGGGGCCCUUUGGCUGUUGUCUUAUUCUUUUCAAUGAUCUCAUUAUAUGGACAGUUCAAGGUGGUGUCCUGGAUUAUAACUAUUUGGAUAUUUGGAUCUUUAACAAUCUUCCUGUUGGCCAGAGUUCUUGGAGGAGAGGUUGCAUAUGGCCAAGUUCUUGGAGUGAUUGGAUAUUCUUUACUUCCUCUUAUUGUAAUAGCACCUGUGCUCCUGGUAGUUGGAUCAUUUGAAAUUGUUUCUACUCUAAUAAAACUUUUUGGAGUGUUUUGGGCUGCAUACAGUGCUGCUUCCUUAUUAGUUGGUGAAGAAUUUAAAACUAAGAAGCCUCUCCUGAUUUAUCCCAUCUUUUUAUUGUACAUUUAUUUUCUGUCUUUAUAUACUGGGGUUUGACCAAAAUUGCUAGAUUUGAACAAGGACGUUUUGAUCACCAUAAAAAUGGAACUGUUGGUGGAUAGAAAAGGCAAGUGACUGUAUCCUAUCAGGCUGACAAAGUUUCAGUAGUAUCCUUAAGUAUAUCUGUGUAUAUUAUUUAAGCAUUUUUAAUUAUAUUACAGAUUUAUACCAGAGUUUUAGGUUUGUUAGAUUUUUAAUGAAUAAGGAUGGUAACAUUUAUAAACAUGUACAUUGAAGAGUAACACCUUGUUACUUGUGCCCAAAGCACGACAUCCAUAUGAUCAGUCCAAACUGUCAUGGAACUUGGGCAAUUGUUGAAAAAACUCAGUCAUCACUUGAAACUACAGUUCCUGUAAAUGUAUUUUAUCAGUCAAAUCCUCAUUGUUUCCGCUAGUAAUCAAGACCUUAUAUUUUAAUGUGGAAUCUUACAUAAUCUUGACGUGGCUGUUGAGUUAUCAGUUCUGAUUUAAAGUUUUAUGUUGAUCAUACAGAGGUCAGUUUAUGAAAUUUCAGUGUAAAGGUGAUUUAUGGUUGUCAUUACCACUACAUGUAAUAUUUGAAGUAAUUCUUUUUUAAAAAAAAAUCAACUGUAAAUAUGUCAUAACAAAACAUUACGAAGUUGACUUUGAAAUCUUUGUGGAAAAAAAUUUUUUUUUUACCUGCAGCUUUAUGAAAGCAGUGGUAAAUACAUUCAUUAAUGGAAAUAUAAAUAAAUAGUAUGAUUCUGAACAUUUUUUUCAAUAGAAUAAACAUUGCUGUCUUCAAAAUUGAACUUGUUUUACAACACCUUGUUUUGCUGUUUGAUGUAGUAAACUAAAAUUAUUAGCAACAAAGUUACAUUUGCAUUUUGAUUAUCAAAUUUAGUAUUAAUUGACUUGACAUUUAUUGAAAUGGUUCUUUAAUAUGAUUGCAUAUUAGCUUUUCCCACAAAUGAAAAGGACAUUCUGCAUUAUUAAAAUAAUGAUUUUCAUAGCAACCUUUAGCAUUUGCAAAGCACAUGUUGAAUCCAAUCCACUUGUUCAGAUAAGGAGUAGGCACACAUGUCAUUUUUGUCAGAUUUGCAAUUAAAGGUAUAAAUUGCACUGAGUUGCUCAUUCAAAUAGAGAAACUAUUAUUUUUGCAUUUUUUAAUGUGAAUUUUUGGAUGUGCAUUUUACAUGUCACUGCAUUCUUAGAUAACGUAUGUUAAUGUCUUGUUUAGAUCUGAGCUGGAUCAUACUCCAUGAUAGCCAGGAGACUUGGGAAAAGAGGAACUAUAUACUUUGCAAAAUUGUUAAUGUAUUACCAUAUUGUUUUUCAGUAAUUCUAAACGUAUUCAUCUGAAUUAAAUUUAAUUGUAUUUGAAUAAUAAAUUAAGCAAUUAUGCAUUGUUUACUAGAAAAAUAAGUUUGUGUACGCGAAGUACUGUGGCUGUACCUUGAUUUUAUUGAGAAAUUAACUGCUGGAUUAAUGCUCAGUGUGUACCAUUCUGUAAGUCUAGCAGCAGAUUUUUAUUAUUAAGCCGAUAAAGUUUAGACUUGAAUCCUAAACAUUCUCUUAUUUUGAUGGGACCUAAUUUCAAGUUACCAGCAUUUAGGAAUUACCUUUAAUAAAUUCUAACAUAGGAAAUGGAUCUGUCAGCACAUCAACAGCAUCUGGUUGUUUUUGUCAAAAUGAUAAAAGCAGCAUCGAACCUCAAGCUCCAACACUCUGGGACAUACGUGUAAUGGCAUGACGUGUGUAGAGAGGGAGUGGUGCUUGUGGCACAUUGCUGCUUGCAUCAGUCCUUCCUCCUACACCCCCCCCCCCGCGUGUCAUUGGGCCCAAUUUAUUUUUAUAAAUAUAUUCUUGGAAAUCAAAGCCAGGAAUAAAAUAAAAAGGCUUUAAAAUGUGCCUUCUAUUAGUUUCUCUCCUAUAGUAUUCUAAAAAUGGAGGAAUGGCAGAGUUAUACCUACUUUCAUAUGAAGGGAUGCCUGUACUUGUAAAAGCUCUGAAAGUGCUGCUUUCUGUUUAAAAAUGGUAUAUGCUUUUCUGUGUAAUCCUGAUAGUGACAGUUUUCAGGCUGACUAUGACUAUGACUAUGUAUUAUUAAAUGGCCUCCAGAUUGUACAAUUCUAUGGCAGACAUCGAUUUACAAGAAAAAAAAACACUAAAAUUGGCAUAAAAUUGGAGAAAAACGUGUGUAUGAAAGUAUGCAAUACUAUUUCUGCUUAAAAUAUAAAUGUAAGAUUUCAGUUUUAUCUAUCCAUUUUAAUUAUUAGAAGACAAAUUCAGCUUUAUAGCAGAUAGCUAUGUCUGGAUGUAACACAGGUGUAUGGCAAUCUCAAUUCAUGGGCAAUAAUAUCAGACUUCCUGUACCCAAUGCUCUGAAUAUAUGCUGGGCUAAAGCUUCUAUCCAGCAUGACAUCAGAAUUGGCUUAUGUAAUCAGCCAAUCAUCACAAGCACACUUAAAUAGAGAAACAUGCUUGGCAUAAAUACCUAGUUCAUUAAAAUAGUUGCUGUCUUAAUUGAUUAGAAACUGGUUUGGAUUAAAGUGUAUAUUAGGAUGUAACAACGAUUUCUGUAAACUGGAGCAGAACUCUUAUAUUUCAAAGGUUCAAUAUUUGCAUAUGCUGUAUAAAGAAAACUUUGUCAACAGUUACCAAAUGGUUUAAACUGUUUAUUUAUAAUAGUCCAUUCAGUUCCUACUUUUAGUCUAGACAUAUAUGUAAAUACAUGUAUUUUAUACAAAAUGGAAUUCAACUUGUUUGCAUAGUACACAUAAAGCUUCUGUAUAAUAUCUAAACCAAGAGAUAAAUAUCCAUAUUUCGUAUGUUUAACCUGUGUUUAUAAGAAUGUAAAUAAAUUUUUGAGAUU